AUACAUAUCGAUUUUUGCCAUCCAAUUGGGAUAUCUAUUUUCUUGGAUAUUGUAGCUAUACUGAAGGGUUUGGUCGUCUAUUGGAUGGCCAAAGUAUUUUAUCACCUUACGUAAUACGUAAAUCUCAUCUACCAUACUGUCUUCAUAGUUACGCUGUUUCACGAUCUGGCAUCCUCAAAUUAGUAGAAAGACUCAACCCAAUAACUGGCACAAUUGAUUCAACAGUUGUUAAUUUAUUUGGGUUAGGAUAUAUUGAUUCUUAUUCUCUUGAACCAUUGGUAACGGUACAGUGGCGUUCUUCAAUUAAUCCAUCAGACAUUGCACCUGAUGAUAAAUAUUAUUAUUUCACCUCUCUAAAACAUUCCGCUUUAGAGCAUUUUGGACUUGUUAAAGAAACUAAUAAUACUCUUGGGUUUAAUAAUAUUUACCUUAUUAAUUAUGAGGACGAUCCAGACUAUCAAAAAAUAGUUAGAAAAUUAACAAAAAUGUCAUAUAGAUUAUGUUUAGUUUUUACUAAUUUCAGUGCUAUUUCCUCUUAUUCAAAUCAUUAUGAAGUCUACAAAUCAAUUAUUAAUUAUAAAUAUGGUAGUGCUUUGAUUUUAGAAGGCGAUAUAGACAUUGAACUUAGAAUCACAUCAAUUAUGGUCGAUAUACAUCGAAUUUUACCUACUGAUUGGGACAUUAUAUAUCUUGGUUAUUGUAAUAAUUCUGAAGGUAAAUCUGGUGAACCUUUACCAGGCAGUAAUAUUAACUCAUCUGAUUAUAAAUUAUUUAAAUCUGAGAAGCCAUAUUGCACAUUUGCCUAUGCUGUCUCAUAUUCUGGUGCUCUUAAGUUAUUAGAAAAACUUGGCAACUCAACAAAAUCAUCACAUAGACCACUUGAUGUCGAACUAGUUAACAUUAUUCAAUCGAGAGAAAUUAAUUCAUAUACUCUUGUACCGCCAAUUAUCAUUAAAUCCGAAAAAUCACAUUAUGUUAAAGAAAUUUCUGACAUACAUAUUUUAAAAAAUUCUACUAAAGAAUAUUUUAAGUUAGAUGCAUAA
This is a messenger RNA of Racocetra persica, 1043 nucleotides long. Lineage: Eukaryota; Fungi; Glomeromycota; Glomeromycetes; Diversisporales; Gigasporaceae. The record is from the annotation of a GenBank genome assembly.